UUUUUUUUUUUACUUUUUAUUCAUAUACAUAUCAAAAAUGGAUUUUCAAAACCGAGUAGGUAGUAAACAUCGAGGUGGUGGUAUGGCCAGUCAAUCAGAAUCCAAUGUUGACCGACGAGAACGACUACGAAAGUUAGCGAUGGAAACAAUCGACAUUAACAAAGAUCCAUACUUUAUGAAGAAUCAUCUUGGGUCUUACGAAUGUAAAUUAUGUUUGACACUACACAGCAAUGAAGGAUCUUAUUUGGCACACACACAAGGUAAAAAGCAUCAAACGAAUCUUGCUCGUCGAGCCGCCAAAGAAGCUCGUGAAUCAGCACCAUUCCAACCCCCCGUCGGUCCACCCAAACCUGUUACUACGACAAAACGAGCAGCUGUGAUCAAGAUUGGUCGACCUGGUUAUCGUAUUACCAAGAUCCGUGAUCCCACCACUCGACAAUUAGGCAUGCUUUUCCAAAUCCAAUACCCACAAAUUGCUCAUGAUGUGAUUCCUCGUCAUCGAUUCAUGUCCGCCUAUGAACAACAUAUUGAAACACCCAACAAAAGUCAUCAGUAUCUCUUGAUUGCCGCUGAACCUUAUGAAACCAUCGCUUUCAAAAUCCAAUCAAAGGAAAUAGACAGAAGCCCCGGGAGAUUUUGGACGCAUUGGGAUCAAGAUGGAAAACAAUUCUCUUUACAAUUCUUUUUUAAACACAACGUCGCCAUGUUUGAAGGUGUAGGUGCGCCUGUGGAUACUGCCAUCGCUGCUCAAUAGGAUAAGCAAUAGAUUGGAUUUCUUUUUUUUUUAUUUAUUCAAAUCAAUCACAACUAUCCAUGUCUUUUUUUUAAGUACAUCCUUCUUCUUUUAGUUAUUCAUAUAGUUCCUUGUUGAUUAUUUAUUUUAUACAUAUUUUUCUCACACCAUGUACAGUCCUUAAUUUUUUUUUUUUUCAAUAAACUUUUGACUCGGCGACGUUUGAAAUCAAA
Messenger RNA from Halteromyces radiatus, 966 nucleotides. RefSeq lists its product as uncharacterized. The record is from RefSeq and is a predicted model, not a curated record. Gene Ontology annotation, molecular function: nucleic acid binding; zinc ion binding. Gene Ontology annotation, cellular component: nucleus; U2 snRNP; U2-type prespliceosome. The coding region runs from base 38 to 754 and encodes 238 amino acids. NCBI's taxonomy places the organism in Eukaryota, Fungi, Mucoromycota, Mucoromycetes, Mucorales, Cunninghamellaceae. The transcript has a single exon. Gene Ontology annotation, biological process: spliceosomal complex assembly.